GAGGCUCACCCUGUCAACCGCCCUUUGCCGGCGACGACUUCGGAGUCGGAGUCAAUCCACUCCUUGAAAUUUGUCCAGCAAGACUCCACAGUGUAGACUUGGCUGAAUUGACCCUACAGUUGACUUUGCAAUUCUCCGUUGCCGCUUGUGCGUCUUUGAGAGUUGUGCUGUGCAAUGUCUUCCCCUCCCAAGGUCCCAAAGUCUGUUAUCAUUGUCGGAAGCGGUGCCUUUGGUCUCUCCACAGCAUGGGCGCUCUGUAGGAAUCCCGAGUUCACAUACACCUCGAUCACGGUUGUAGAUCGCCAGACGUUCCCGACACCUGAUGGCUCCAGCGUCGACACUUCGCGCAUCAUCCGCCCCGACUACGCUUCUGCGCCGUACAACCGCCUUGCAAACAUUGCACAGGACCGAUGGCGCACUGACUUUGCACCCGACGAGUACCACGAAACCGGCCUCGCGCUGACGGCAUGGGGCAAGGAACAGAAAUACGUGCAGACCGCGCUGGACAACGUCCGCAGGAUCGGUACAGACCGGAUCGAAGUCACCAACUCGCCUGAGGAGAUUGGCCGAGCCGCAGGCCUCGAGGGCAACGACGCCUGGGGUAACGGCAGCACGGGAUACGUGAACUGGAGCUCUGGCUGGGCCAACGCAGAGGGCGCCAUGAUCUGGCUGCGCGAGAAGGUCGAGAAGAUGAACCGCGUCAACUUUGUCGUCAACGGCGUCAAGAAGCUCCUCAUCGACCACCACACAAACACCGUCUCGGGCGUGCGUCUCAGCGACGGCACACAACUCACUGCAGACCUCACCAUCCUGGCCGCCGGCGCCUGGACAGCGUCCCUCAUCGACCUUCGCGGAAUCUGCAAAGCCACCGGCCAGGUCAUCUGCUACAUGCCCAUCAGCGACGAGGAGCAGAAGCGCCUAGGCAACAACCCCACCAUCCUGAAUCUCAGCCAUGGUCUGUUCAUCAUCCCGCCCUCGAACAACCUCCUCAAAGUCGCCCGCCACGGCCACGGCUACACCAACCCGACCACAAUACCGCACCCGGAGAGCUCCGACCCUCACGCCACCAUCACCACGAGCCUACCAUACACGGCAGUCGACGACCCGCACCAGGCCGUCCCCGAAGAAGGCCAGCGCGACCUCCGCAACUUCCUCACUGCCGUCCACCCGUCUAUCUCCGUGCCCAGCCGGCCCUUCACCAAGAGCAAGAUCUGCUGGUACACGGACACGCGCGCCGGCGACUUCCUCAUCGACUACCACCCCAAGUACAAGGGCCUGUUUGUCGCGACAGGCGGGAGCGGGCAUGGCUUUAAGUUCCUGCCCGUCAUUGGCGAUAGUAUUCUGGAGUGCGUCAUGGGCCGCACGCCGAAGGACUUUGUGGGCAAGUGGGAGUGGCCUCAAGAGCGGUUGGAUGAGGACAAGUGGCCCGGUGAUGGGUCGCGGGGCGGGCCGGUGGGGUUGGUGCUUGCCGAGGAGACGGCAAAGAGUAAGGCGAGGUUGUAGGCUUGUUGAGUUUUUCGUGGGUCGCAUCCAAGGGUGGUGUGCUGUUGCACGUUGUAGAGGAGAUGUUGGAGAGCAUUGUAUUGCGUUGUAGACCAAAGGUCGGUGCAUGUGUUAGCGAUCAUCACAGCUCGGCGCAUUGUUUCUAUCACAGUCAAGUGUCGGAUUUCUGCGAAUGAAGUUAUUUCACUUGA
Didymella exigua CBS 183.55 is the source of this 1694-nucleotide messenger RNA. RefSeq names its product sarcosine oxidase. Lineage: Eukaryota; Fungi; Ascomycota; Dothideomycetes; Pleosporales; Didymellaceae. The transcript has 2 exons. The record is from RefSeq and is a predicted model, not a curated record. Gene Ontology annotation, molecular function: flavin adenine dinucleotide binding; proline dehydrogenase activity; sarcosine oxidase activity. Bases 175 to 1503 code for a protein of 442 amino acids.